UCAUCUUUGUCGAGGACAUUGCUUGUCCUAUAUUUGUCAGAAGUUGGUGUCUUAACGUGACAUUUAUAUCAACGGCAGCCAUGAGUGCCUUGAUAACAAACACAGUCGCAAAUGACAAGGGUGAAAGCUUGGACUUCAUGCAGAACCGGAUCGAGUCGCUGAGCAGCAAAAUGGACAAGCUCAUCCACAUUCAGGAGAAGGUGCUCUACAGACUGGACGGGAUGUCCCAUGACAUUGAUGACAUUGAAAAGGAUAUGGAGAAUCUGAAGGUUGACAAGGAGGAGAUCCAUUUGCCACCCAGAGUUAUGAACCAGACCCAGGUGAUGGGGCGAGAAGUGAAGAAGAUCUGCCAGGAGAUGAGCACCAUUAUGUCGGCAGUGAACCAGCGGUCUGAGCAGCAGGCUCAGAAGCUGGAAGGGAUGGAAAAGCUGGUCCUCAGCAUGCAGCAGGUGAUCGGCUUCAUCGGGGAGACAGUGAAGAGUUCAAAGAUUAUGGAGCUGAUACUCAAAGGUCCGACUUCUCGGAAGGUCUCCAAACCCAAAGACAACAAGGGAAAGCAAGCUAUCAAGCGGAAAUCGUCUGCAGACACAAUAGCCAAGAAACAGGACAAGAAAACUACCUCUAACAAAACCAGUAAAGGGAACCAACAGAUAACUUCUGCAUGUGAGCCCAGUGCUCCACAGCCUUCUCACAAGAUAAAGCUCCACGGACCAAAGCAUUUCCUCGCCUCCCGCAAAUGUGGAUACUUUAUGAAAGACCAUAAAAGCAGUGAUGGGGCAGAGAAGCCUUGUCUGAGCCCCAAAAGUCAAACAGCUCAGAAGAGGAUGAAGCCACCAGACACAACAGAUAACAUCUCGCUGAAGAAGCAGGUUUUGCUUCGUCAAGAGGUCCAGAAACUCAAUUUCGAAAACUCAGAGAAAACAGCUCACCAGCUCACUCCUGGAAGCCUGGAUGUGGAGGCUGCAGUUCCCCCCACAGAUCAGCAGCUUGAUUCUUCUGCUUGCAAGUUGGAGGACCACCAGUAUGAAGAUUCCCAGGCGGUUGAGAAGAACCACGAGGUUGUUAAGGCGUCUAUUAAAGAGGAAGCACAGACAACAAUUCUUGAGGGAGAGCCAGUGGUUGCAGAGCAGGAGCCUAAGCUUGACAAGGAGGAUGCUGAGAAGGAGAAGGAAGAGGAAAAGCUCAAAGUCCCAGAGAAAACAAAGGAAGAGGAAGCUCCUGCUGCAGAAGAAGUAGCUAAACCCCCAGAGAUACCUGCUCCUCUUGACACAAAAAAAAAUACAAAAGAACCAACUCCUGCAAGGCCUGACGCCUCCCCAGCUGAGCAAGACCAGGUUGAGGAGAGCAGCAGCACAACUGCCAAGUCCUUUGUGACCGAGGAACACUUUGUCGUGGAGGAAUACACAGCAGGCCACGAGAAGGUGAAGGAGACGAAAGAAGACGAGGAAGAGAAUGACCCAAAGCUUGAGUCUGCGGGCUUGGCCGUGUUCAAGUUGGAUGAAGUCGAAUACCAGUUUAACCUCGAGCAAAAGUUGGAGAUGGAUGCGAAGGAAAAUGAUGCAGAAAAGGAGGAAGAUGGCAAUGUCGAGCGCUACUUUAUAGACACCGCUCCUCCUCUAGGGGCUCCUUUCAAUCACCGCAUUGUGUCGGCCAAGCCUAAUCAGAUCAGCAACUUCUACACCAUCAGCUGGCAAGACAUACUGGGCGGGGGUCGUUUCGGCCAGGUGCAUAAAUGUGUUGAAAACUCAUCCGGUCUCACUUUCGCAGCCAAGGUCAUUAAAGUCAGGAGUCAGAAGGAGAAGGAAAUGGUGAAGAAUGAGAUCCAGGUCAUGAAUAAUCUGGACCAUGCCAACCUGAUCCAGCUCUAUGCAGCUUACGAGUCAAGGAAUGACAUCAUCCUUGUUCUUGAAUAUGUAAGUGGAGGCGAGCUGUUUGACAGGAUCAUUGAUGAAAACUACACUUUAAUGGAGCUGGACGCCGUGAUGUUCAUCAGGCAGAUCUGUGAGGGCCUGCAACACAUGCACAAAAUGUACAUCUUGCACCUGGAUCUAAAGCCUGAGAAUAUUCUGUGCGUGAGCAGAGUCACAAACAAGAUCAAAAUCAUCGACUUUGGUCUCGCCAGAAUAUAUAAACCCAGGGAGAAACUGCGAGUGAAUUUUGGCACUCCAGAGUUUCUCGCCCCAGAAGUCAUCAACUACGACUUUGCGUCAUUUAACACAGACAUGUGGAGCCUCGGCGUCAUCACCUACAUGCUCCUGAGCGGUCUCAGCCCCUUCCUCGGCGAUGAUGACAAUGAGACUCUGAAUAACAUCUUGGCCUGUCAGUGGAACUUUGAGGAACAAGAGUUCAGGGAUACGUCAGAAGAAGCCAAAGAUUUCAUCUCCAGGCUCCUAAUUAUAAAUAAAAGUUGGAGGAUGAGUGCAUCUGAAGCCUUGAGACAUCCUUGGUUGUCAAGCACAGGGCUUCAUCAUCGCCUUCAUUCAAAGAAAACCAUGUGUAGGUCACGGCAAUCAUCAUGUGUGCUCGUGCCAAAUAGUUGAGGGCACUACAUUGAUGUGACAGCUCCAGCUGUGGCCACUUGGACCAACGCUCCUGUCCAUGUGUAUUAAUCUAAACUUCGGUAGAUGUACCUGUGCCGUUUCUUUUGAAAAGUCCUAAACUGUGUUGUGUUAAUGUAAAAAUGUUUUCAUUCAAUCAGAGAGAUGAGUUUUCAAUGAAUGGUGGUGUUUAAAUGCACUACAAUAAUAUGUGAGGUUGCUUUUUCGUCCUGUUUCACGUUCAGUUAUCCAAUCUCUUAUCUAUAACCAAAUACGUGUAUACUUAAUACACUACCAUUGUUUGCUGCUGUUUUCAUGUCCUACUGAUAGCGUUCAAGAACUUAAAUGUUAGAAAUAUACCUCAACUGCUCAAGGCUACAACAUGAUCCAAGUGAUGUGACAUGUGUCAUAACUCGUGAUGCCUUUCUCCCCCUCUCACUUAGAAAUGUCGUGUCCGAGCUGUAAAUAGACGGCGAACUGUAGAUUGAAAUCCACGUGUUGUCAUGGCUUAUGCUUGCUGUGCGUCGAGAGAGCGCGUUUGCGUGGCUGUUGUCAUGAGUUGUUGUAUAUGUGCACUUUAUACUGUUAUUUAUUUAAACACAUAUAUCAUAUAUCAUAUUCGCUGCUAGUAGAAUUCAUCUUAUUGUGCCGUGUGCCUGAGCUGCCAUGCCACUGGAGUGCACUCUGGCUGCGUAUUCACAGCCCUCUAGAGGCGUUUUCAACAUUUCAAAGUUGUCUUUGAAAUACCUUCUGUGAAGGUUCACUAUAUACACUACCUACUUAAUGAUAACGCAGUGCAUAAACUAUUGUUAGUUACUAUGUUUUUAUGAUUUCUAUGUUGUUGAACACGGAGUGACUGUGAGAGAAGCUGUCCCCACCGAGUGUUAGGAAAUUCAAAUUCAGCAUGUAGUUGUGUAGUGUGUAAAUCUCCAUUAAAGUGGAACUGUCACCAGA
Messenger RNA from Solea senegalensis (Senegalese sole), 3491 nucleotides. RefSeq names its product myosin light chain kinase family, member 4a (gene mylk4a). Gene Ontology annotation, biological process: protein phosphorylation; positive regulation of apoptotic process; intracellular signal transduction. Lineage: Eukaryota; Metazoa; Chordata; Actinopteri; Pleuronectiformes; Soleidae. The transcript is spliced from 15 exons. Gene Ontology annotation, molecular function: ATP binding; protein serine/threonine kinase activity. Gene Ontology annotation, cellular component: cytoplasm; nucleus. Bases 81 to 2540 code for a protein of 819 amino acids. The record is from RefSeq and is a predicted model, not a curated record.